Molecule: messenger RNA, 1137 nt
Organism: Fonsecaea multimorphosa CBS 102226
Lineage: Eukaryota; Fungi; Ascomycota; Eurotiomycetes; Chaetothyriales; Herpotrichiellaceae
Exons: 1
Coding region: 1-1137 (378 amino acids)
Source: RefSeq, a predicted model, not a curated record
AUGGUCAAGUUAAGCCUUCCCAAGCUUAGCAAGCCUAAGCCUGCUCCCGAUCCGAAACCCUCAACACCAGCCAAACCACCGUCACCACCUAAACCAGCCUCGCCUCCUCCCAAGCCAGCCUCACCUCCUCCCAAACCAGCCUCGCCUCCUCCCAAACCAGCAACAUCACCUAAACCACCAUCGCCUCCUCCUCCACCGGCUUCGCCCCCUCCUCAGCCAGCGUCACCUCCUCCUCAAUCAUCAACACCUCCCAAAGCAGCGACCCCUCCUCCCAAGCCGGCAACGCCAGGAUCGGGGGGCGAGGCAAUUGUUCCGCCCGCAUUACCCAUAGGCAUACUAGAGCCUCCCAAGACGAACCCUCCCGGCACGAGUGGUGUUCAACCGCCACAUGCUCCUGAACCCCCAAGAGAGCCUGAACCUACCCCUUACGAGCCAGCUCCUCCUGGCCCGGGUUCAGAGGAGCCGCCAACUAUAUAUCAGCCGCAGCCAUCAUACCCACAGCAACACAGCGGUCUAGAGCCUUGGAUUGAUGGUUUUAAUCAAAUCACUCAGUCUGGUCUCCCACAAUCCCUCUUCCCUCCCUCGGGGCAAUCUCAGGAUCCCUACGGUGAAGGGGAACCAUACAGUCAGGAGGAUCCAUACGGUCAAGGAAAUCCGGAUGAUCCUGAGGACCCAAACAGCCAGCAGAAUCCAUACGGUCAGGGAAAUCCAGACGAUCCGGAGGACCCAGACGGUCAACAGAAUCCAUACGGUCAGGGUAAUCCAGACAAUCCGCAGGAUCCAGACAGCCAGCAGAAUCCAGAUGGUCAGGAGAAUCCAGAUGGUCAGGAGGAUCCAUAUAGUCAACAGGAUCCAUAUGGCCAGCAGGAUCCAUACAGUCAGGAGGAUCCAUACGGUCAGGAGGACCCCUAUGGGAGCGAGUACCCACCAGCCGGUAAUACAGGCAAUGAUCCCUACUCACAAAUGCAAAAUGGUGGCCAACCAAGUACGAAUCUCGGUAGCAAUGGGGGCCCCGAUGCUGAUGGUGAGGAUGAUGGCUAUUACGACGACGACGAUGCUAAUUACAACGAUCCCAAUGCUAACUACAACGACCCCGAGGAGGAAGAUCCCGAGCAGGACCAAGGCUACACCCAAUGA